AAUCACAUCCCCACCCACCUAAUCCAAAUAGCCGCCACAACAGUUAAACAACACGUUUCCAUUGCGACAUUUCAAUCCCUUUCACUUCUUCCCUAUUGAGCUUUUGGCCAAUUCAUUCCAAAUUCACGUUCAUUGCUUCAAUAGGCUCGCAAAAUCUGGGUCUGCUUCAAUUUCACAACUUUCCAAUACCCAGAACCAGAAUUUGCUUAGUCAGGACUGGUCUUUGAGCUAUUAUCUGAUCCGAGAUCACAAAUUUCCAAUCCCAGCGUGGUUUUGAGCCAAAAAUCUUGUUGGGUUUGCUUCAGGAAGCCCAAUUGCUGUGGGAAGAAGCAUGGUCUCUCUGUCGAAUUCAGUGUUGUUUCCUGUGACUACAUCCAAUGGCAUUUCUCGGCCGGCUAGGUUUCCAAAGACGAUCAAUUUGUGUAGUUAUAAGCAGAAGAGAGAGCCCAGAAACAUUGUUUGUGCUUGUAUGGCGCCUCCCCAGAACUAUGAAUCCUAUGCAGCAAAAUUCGAGCAGGAUUCAUUGAAAUCAGAGGAUUUAUCUACAGUAAGAGAACCCGAGGAUGACUCUGAUGUUCUGAUUGAGUGCAGAGACGUCCAUAAGUCAUUUGGUGAGAAGGAUAUAUUGAGAGGUGUGAGCUUCAAGAUUAGACAUGGUGAAGCAGUUGGAAUAAUUGGUCCUUCUGGCACCGGGAAAUCUACAGUUUUAAAGAUUAUGGCAGGUCUUCUUGCGCCUGACAAGGGAGAGGUAUACAUUCGAGGUCGAAAGAGGGAUGGUUUGAUCAGCGAUGAGGAGUUAUCUGGUCUUCGAAUUGGAUUGGUGUUUCAGAGUGCUGCACUUUUUGAUUCGUUGACUGUUCGUGAAAAUGUUGGUUUCCUUCUGUAUGAAAAUUCAAGCAUGCCCGAGGAUCAAAUUUCAAAGCUUGUGACUGAUAGCUUGGCUGCUGUUGGGUUAAAGGGAGUUGAGGAUCGAUUACCAUCGGAGCUGUCUGGUGGAAUGAAGAAAAGAGUUGCAUUGGCUCGAUCUAUAAUUUGUGAUACCACAAAGGAAGCCAUAGAGCCAGAGGUGCUCUUAUAUGAUGAACCAACAGCUGGACUUGAUCCGAUUGCAUCUACUGUUGUAGAAGACCUCAUCCGCUCUGUCCAUACAGAAGAGCAGGCAGCGUCAGAGAAGUCUGGGCAGAUUGCAUCUUACGUUGUUGUAACUCACCAACAUAGCACCAUCAGACGAGCUGUUGACAGGUUAUUGUUUCUGUAUGAGGGCAAGAUAGUCUGGCAAGGAAUGACUGAUGAAUUCACAACCUCAACAAAUCCAAUCGUUCAACAGUUUGCAUCUGGGAGCUUGGAUGGCCCAAUUAAAUAUUAGACCUUGAUGUUCUAUGGUAUGGUUGGUGGUAUACAUUAAACAACACAUGAUGAUUUGCUUGCUGCGUGCCAGUGAAGAGGACAUGAAUACAUGCUAGAAUUGGGUCAGCUGGUGCCUGCACAUUCAGGCUCUCUCUGCCUCGUGUCUUAUAUAUUCCAGCAUGGCGGUGCAUCAGAGCUGCUAUAUAUAUACAAGUUUUAAUCACUAUCAAAAAUCGUGCUCAUGCAUCCUUAGUUGCAUCCUCUGAGUUUUUAGAGAGCCAUCAUCUUCUAAAUUAGAUGAGAGUUGAGGUCACAAUUAACUUCUUUUUACUACUACUAAAUUAAGUGUUUCUAGUUUUAGUGAUUUUUGAGAUUGGUCACCUCCCUUGAGAGUUUAGCCCCAUUGUUAAAGAAUGCAAUCAGAACAAUAUUGCUCAAUCAUGUGUUUAUGUGAGAAAUUAAUUCUUCAUUCCUUCUAGCAUAACUGAAACAUUUGACAACCAUUGAAAUGCAAUUUGCUUGUUCAGAGUUCUUUCA
Rosa chinensis is the source of this 1884-nucleotide messenger RNA. Its product is annotated as protein TRIGALACTOSYLDIACYLGLYCEROL 3, chloroplastic. Gene Ontology annotation, molecular function: ATP hydrolysis activity; ATP binding. Lineage: Eukaryota; Viridiplantae; Streptophyta; Magnoliopsida; Rosales; Rosaceae. The record is from RefSeq and is a predicted model, not a curated record. Bases 332 to 1366 code for a protein of 344 amino acids. The transcript is spliced from 10 exons.